AUGCCGGUGACUCGAGUGCAUCCCAUCAAUGCCUCCGAGCCACUGGAGAUCGAAACGCUUCCCGGAUCGACCGUGGCCGAUCUGAAGGAGAGCCUUCAGGCAAGAACUGGCAUCCGAGCAUCAGCCCAGCGCCUGGUGGCCGGCGGACCCCUCCUGCAGGAAGAUGCCCUUGUGGAGUCCUUGGACGGCCGCAUCUUCCUUGCCCAGACAUCCGACUCAGCAAAGUCCACCCAGGAUGCGGCAGCAUCGGCUCCUGCGCCGGAUGGAACGGAGAUGAAGCUUUUUAUCCGAGCUGUUUGGAGCGACGGGCGCCAAGACGACAGGACCGUGGAGGUCAAGACCCAACUGGCAGCCAGCGACUUCAAGCGCAAGGUGCUCGCUUCUUUGGGUGACGAUUUCUCAGCGGGCGGACGCUGCAGCUUCGUUUUUGCGGGCCAACUCCUGAGCUCAGAGGGGACACUGGAGGAUCAGGGCUUUGAGGAGGGCGAUACCAUCGUCGUCGUGGCGCCACGGGUACCAGCCAGUCGCCUCCAGUGUUUUUGGCAUCGUCUGGUAUGGCUCUUCAAUGGGCUUCGUGCUUUUGCUCUUGGUCUCUGGACGUUGCCCUGGACACUGGGAACUGGGCUGCGGAAUGCAUGGUACGACCCGUGGAGCAUCGUACGCCCGUCCGUGCCAGAGGAGGCGCGCCGAGGGCCUCGAAUCCGAACACUGGGCUUCACCCCGCAAAUGGCACGCUACGGUCCUGGGCAGAACCCUCGGGGGGAGGACCUGACCAUGGUGUUAACGCAAGGUCUCGUCGGCAUGAAUUGCAUGUCCGUGAUGUCGAACCCGAGGAAUUGCUAG
Molecule: messenger RNA, 843 nt
Organism: Symbiodinium necroappetens
Lineage: Eukaryota; Dinophyceae; Suessiales; Symbiodiniaceae
Source: the annotation of a GenBank genome assembly